CCGUCAUCGAUACUACUACUGUACGCGACCUUUGUAGGACACGGAGCGAAAGGCUCAUUGGCCAGCGUUGGGAGGCGCGGGAGCCAAUCAGUGCGCUCCGUGGCGUCCUUGAGGGUCGGAAGGAACAGAGGAAGUGUAAGAACGGAAGCUGUUUCACAUCAGUUGCCGGUGAGGAACGUGUACGUUCGGGCGUGCCUGCCGUUGCUCUCUGUGGUUCCUGAGUAGUGUUUGUGAGUGUUGGUCGUCAGUCGUGUGGAAGUCCUCCCUGCCCGCCAGGUUAUCUCAUCACUCGGCGCUAUAAACAAUGGUUUGACGCUACAACAACCGGUCUCGUUGAAAGUGAAGGUCCGUAUUGUCUCCUGCAUCAAGAAACAACAAUAGCAACCGCUGCCAAAAUAAACUGGUAGUAUUGUAUAUAUUAUCACUGAAAACUGGUGCUGUACCUAGUGACCAAGACCUGCCCGCUGCUGUUUGUGUCACCCUAACUACAGUCUUGUCAACACUCCACACCAUGAAGGUGUGGUUGACGGUGAUGGUGGUGGUGGUUGUGGCGUCUCAAGUCGACGCACAGUUCAGGCUCCCGCCGCUGCCUUCACCUCCAGAGAUCCUCUUCGGCGCCUUUAGGCCUUUAUUUGCCCUCACUCGACCACGCACUCGUCUGCGUCCACGCCCUCGCCCUCCGAUUCUCGGCCCCGGCCCCCAGUUCCUCACCCAACAGCCACUCAUGAUCUGCUUCCCAAAAAGACGAUUUCGACGGUGUCAGUUAUUGAGGCCCGAAGUUGGAAACAUACAGAGUCAGCGGCCGGUGUUUCCUUCUCUUCCCCCACAGGUGUUCAGACCACAGCCACCUCCACCUCCGCCACAGCAGAACCUUAUAUUCUCUCCACCACCCGUUACCAGACCCUCACCGCCACCCCGCCCGCAGUUCGUCCAGCCUCAGACGAGACCUCCAGUUGACCUCAGUGGUUUUGGGUCACCGCGUCCAAACUCCAUUUUGAAUCCCCAGUCAAAACCACCGCGACCACCCCAGCCACGACCACAGCCCCCACCACGACCACAGCCCCCACCACAACCACAGCCGCAACGACCGCAACCACAGCUGCAACGACCACAACCACAGCAGCAACGACCACAACCACAGCAGCAACGACCACAACCACAGCAGCAACGACCACAACCACAGCAGCAACGACCACAACCACAGCAGCAACGACCACAACCACAGCUGCAACGACCACAAUCAUUUUCGCCUUCGCAACCCUUUCCUCUGCCACUGGCAGACCCCAGUGACAACAAUAUCAUUGGCAUGACCCCUCCCCCUCCACCACCAGCACCAAGGCCACCCACAUCAAGGCCUCUACCUCCACCUCCAACACGUCCACCACCCCUUCUCUCCACCUCGCAGUCUCUGGUUACUGCUCGACCCAUACAGCCAGUCACAGCACCGACAUCCAACUCGGUGGAGGAACUGCUGGUUAAUCCUGUCCCGGCCGUAAACGCUGGCGUCUUGCCCCUCGCCAACGAGAAGCCCUUAGAACCUCAGCUCUUCCCUCCUCUUCUGAACAUUGCUUAACAAAUUAGUCAUCCGAGUUUCUAACGUCUUCAAAAUCUUUGGUUAUCAAAAACCUUAUUGUUUUCUUAUAUAAUUUUAGUGUUAAAUGUUUUCUGUUGAAGAGUGAAUGCUAAGCCAUCGUCGCUAUGUUGUUUAGUGCCACUCACACUGUAUACAGUACCUGCUCCCAGUUCAUUUAAACUAAACACGACAGUACACUAACCAAGCCGACCCGGGCCUACAGCCAUAUGCAUCCACCUACAUAGAGAAGCCAGAUGAUCUUCGCUACAUUGAUGCACACUGGUCAGAAAUAUCCCAAACAAUGACGCCUCACACACACUGCGUAUAAUUGUCAAAUGCUGUGUGUAUGGUAUGAAGAAAUCAUGCUUCAAAAUUUAACUUUAUAUUUAUUAGAUUUUCAAGAUGGUCUAGCCAUACACCAGUAGCGGACAACAUGCAUCAGUUGGUCUCUCAGCGGUCUUGGGCAACAGGAUCCGCCUGUGUUCUACGUAGUCAGUGAACACAAGGGAGAUCAGAAACGCUAGAAGUAUAAGUGAUAAGUUUCCUUACUGUUGCGCCAUUGCUGAGCAAGUGUGUCACAAAUUUGGACAAAUCUCUCGCAAAUUUGAGCUAAGGCAUGCAUGUUUGAGCAAAUCUUUCAUGUCCCGCACAUGCAAUACUGUGCAACACAUUGAGGGAAGGUAUCGGAAAUUAAACCAUUUAAUGAGAACUGUGAGGGUGGGUAGUUGCUGUGUACAUAAUUAACAAACAAUGAGAUUUAUAAUAACCGUAACUGUCGUACGGAGACGGAAAUAGUCGAAAUAACCAACACAACACAUCAUUUAAACGCAUUAGUUGACGAUACAUUAUUUGUCAGCUUCGAAAAGUUUCUCCUAAUGUUAGAGGCGAACUAAAGCUGCUUUUUUUUUUUUUUGCUUUUAGAUUGAGCAGACUGAGAGUACUUCAGACACAUAAAUAUUUCAUAAAUUGGUUACAAGUAAAUAAGAAUUGCAUGUGAGGAAGCAAGCUAGAACUUCCCACUGUAUAAGAUGUUUCACCACAGCCCUCCCAUCAUCUCCAAUAAUUUUCUACAUCAUCAUCAACUUUUCCAUAACUUAACCAAUUUUUAUAAAGUUGGUUCAUUUACUAUUUCUAUUGUGGUUUUUGAUCAAUUAACAAACUAAGGUCUGUUAAUUACUUCAUGUACAGCAUUAUGUGGUUCUUUUCUCUCAAUGUUGCCCUCAACCAUACUUCAGCAGCAUCUUGCUCUUCGUCGUGCACACUACACGGCCAUACUACACACUUACCUCUUCAAAUAUGCUUCUAAAAUAUAUUCUAACUUAUUUGUUCUACUUUAACAAACGAUUCCAGUAAAUCUUGAUUUUUCAUCUUUGAAAAAAUCAUUGAUUUACUCAGCGAUUUUAUUAUUCGAUUAAGUUUAUAUCUACAUACACAGGAUUCGGUGCAUUUAUGGGCAAGAAUAUUGCUUAUUCUUUCGGGAUAUUUCAGGGUCAUGGCUUACUUACUAGGGCACAGAUUUUCAGAGGUUUUAUAGUUACUCUCCCGAUUACUGGUGGUUUGAGACGGCGUAAACCUGGAAAACUUCUGCUGCGACACAAGUACGGUGUUGACAUUGCACAGUACUAGGCAUGAACUGAUUGCAGAAUGUAUCUGAACCUGCUCCAGUGUUGGUCAAGUCUGGUCUUGAAGGAGCUCACACUCGGUGCUGUCACAACACUCUCUGGCAGAGUGUUCCAAGGGUUCACAAUAUUCUGGACUAGUUGUUUCUUCAACCUUGAACUGUGGCCCCCAGUGGGGCGGUCGUCCGUCAGCUCCAGGUCUGUUGGAUAAGCUAGGCUGUUGCAGACGUUCUAAUCUUUCUGGGUAACUGAGGUGCCUGAGCUCAGGCACCAGGCUGGUGGCCCUCCUUUGGACAUUCCCCAAACGGGGAAGCACCUCACUCAUGAAGAAGGUUACGAGGGACGUAUCAUUUAGAUGUCUGAACGACCUUAUAAAACCUACUAGAUUAGUUGCUUGAUUCACCUUCUCACAAUGGCCCGAGAACUUCAGUCGAAUUAACAGAGCUGCAUUGUUGAGCAGAUUACAAGAAAGACUUAUGAACAUUUUCUAUAUGGAAACAGAAUCAGUGAUAUUGGUAGCUCACAAACAGUAUACGAUAGAAGAUUGGUAUUUCUCCAAGUUAUGUAUUUAACGCGCUUAGGGGAUGUCGCGCUAAUACUGGCUUUAUAGAUUUAUACAUGACAGAGCAAUAAUGUGUCUAUGUGUCUUAUAUUUUCCUAUUUUAUGCCAGUUAUCCUCAACUGUUCUGUGGUGACUCAAGAUAUCUCUUGGCUGGAUAUAUGGCGUGAUAAAACCCAUGUACUGUAUAUUUAUGCAUUAUAAUUAUAAUGCAUACAUAAUUAUGUAUGUAUUUUGGAGCAUAUGUAUAUUUAUUGUGAUGUGUACUCUUAGGCACUAUGUUACAAAAAUUAUGCAAAUAAAUUUUUUAUUGUUUAAGAUGAAAA
Messenger RNA from Homarus americanus (American lobster), 4077 nucleotides. RefSeq names its product extensin-like. Lineage: Eukaryota; Metazoa; Arthropoda; Malacostraca; Decapoda; Nephropidae. Bases 512 to 1573 code for a protein of 353 amino acids. The record is from RefSeq and is a predicted model, not a curated record. The transcript has 5 exons.